GCUUAGAUCACGUGACAUUUUGUUGACGUUUGUGGGAGAAAGAUGGCGGCCCGCUGGAGCAGCGAGACUGUUGUGGUUGAAUUUCGUGAUGCACAGGCCACCGCCAUGUCUGUGGACUGCUGGGGUUACCAUGCCGUGCUGUCUGGACGGCGCUUUCUAUACAUGGUGAAUUUGGAAGCCCCUUCUGAGGCCCCUCGCAAAAUCGGACGCCAGAGCAAAUGGGAUGUGGGGACUGUACAGUGGAAUCCACAUAAAUCAGAGUCCCACAUCUUUGCUGCUUCCAGCAACCAGCGUGUUGACCUUUAUUUAUGGAAAGAUGGCUGUGGAGAGGUCCAUACGUCACUGCAGGGACACACGCGAGUCAUCAGUGACUUGGACUGGUCCUGGUUUGAGCCCGAGUACCUCGUCACGAGUUCAGUGGACACCUACAUCUACAUCUGGGAUACCAGAGACACACGGAAACCCACAGUGGCCCUGUCUGCUGUCGCUGGAGCUUCUCAGGUCAAAUGGAACAGAAGGAACCAGUAUGUCCUUGCUUCCAGUCAUGAUGGGGAUGUUCGAAUCUGGGAUAAAAGGAAACCGAACACAGCGAUGGAAUAUGUAGCAGCUCACCUGUCUAAGAUCCACGGUCUGGACUGGCAUCCGGAUAACGAAUUCAUCUUUGCCACGUCCAGCCAGGACAACUCAGUCAGGUUUUGGGAUUACAGACAACCCAGGAAAUGCCUCAACAUCCUGUCCUGUCAGGUGCCGGUGUGGAAGGCCAGAUACACACCCUUUUCCAACGGCCUGGUGACAGUGAUGGUCCCCCAGCUGCGGAGAGAGAACAGCCUGCUGCUGUGGAGCACCUUAGAUCUCAACAGUCCCGUCCACGCCUUCGUUGGACACGAUGACGUGGUGCUGGAGUUCCAGUGGCGACCGCUCAAAGAAGGCUCCAAGGAUUACCAGCUGGUUACGUGGUCCAGAGACCAGACACUGAGGAUAUGGCGGGUGGAUUCACAGCUGCAGAAGCUGUGUGCUAAUGACAUCGUGGAGGAGCUGAUGGAGGGGAUGACUCUGACCAUGGAGGCGGAGAAGACUCUGUCCUCCCAGGAGCCUGAGCAUCAACACAACACCAGCAUCCCAACAGAAGACCUGCAGGCAGACCACGACGGUGUUCAGUCUGCUCUGAGCUCCAGCGGCCGGCAGGAGGCCCUGGGGCCCGGCCUGCCCCAGACCCUGCAGCAGGAGUUCUCCCUGGUCAACCUGCAGAUCAGGAAUGUAAAUGUAGAGAUGGAUGCAGUGAAUCGGAGCUGCGUGGUGUCGGCCCACUUUGGGAGUCAUCAGGUCCGCUUGGUGGUCAAGUUCCCCACCCACUACCCCAACAACGCUGCCCCUUCCUUUCAGUUCGUCUCCCCCACCACCAUCCCUUCUGCCAUGAAGACCAAGAUACAAAAGAUCCUGACAGAUACAUCACUCCAGAAGGUGAAGAGGAACCAGAACUGUUUGGAGCCGUGCGUUCGGCAGCUGGUCUCCUGUCUGGAGUCAGACAUGACUCAGGAGGACGGCCCGGCCCCCAGCCCGUAUGUCCUGUCCAACCCCGUCACACCGGCCCUGCCAGCUUUCCCCAGAGUCACCAACACUUACGGCUCUUACCAGGAUGCAAACAUCCCCUUCCCUCGGACGUCAGGAGCUCGUUUCUGUGGCGCCGGCUGUCUGGUCUAUUUCACCCGGCCCAUCACCAUGCACCGCUCUGCCCCUCCCACCGAGCCCACACCCAGGUCGCUGUCAGCCCUGUCUGCCUACCACAGUGGCGUACUGACACCUAUGAAGAUGCGCACAGAGUCUCAGAGCACGCUGAGGCUGUACAGCGGCAGCCCGACUCGCUCCGACAAAGACACCGUCUCCAUCUCUUCUUUUUACUACAAAGAACGGAAGCUCCCAAUCUCUGCCUCCCGCCGCUGGUCUGUACAGACCAUUCAUGACUGCCCGAAAUCCCGAAGGUUUAAGACCAAGCGCGAGGGGACGGACUACGGCAACCGGCCCAUCAAGCUAGCCGGCAAAGUCAUCAUCCAAGAGAUUUCAUGUCUGCUGCCUGUCCACAAGGCGCUGGGAGAGAGCUACAUUUUGAAUGUGAAUGACAUCCAAGACACGUGUCAGAAGAAUGCAGCAGCAGCUCUGGCAGUUGGCCGGAGGGAUGUGGCAAAGGUGUGGGCCCUGGCAUCUGCAGCAACCAGCUUGGACCUGAGUCCAGAUCCUGAUCCAGAUAAUGACACUCCCUGGGCCAGACACCCCUUUGGUCGCCACCUGCUGGAGACUCUUUUGGACCACUACAGUCAGAUGAGUGACGUCCAGACUCUGGCCAUGUUAUGUAGUGUUUUCAAAGUGCAGGGUCCUCCUCCAGACUGCUUCUCCCUCUAUGGACACCAUCCCCCUCGGUCCUCCAUGUUACCCCCUCACCACUACCGCUAUCCCAGUUACACGUCCAGCUCCGUCACCUCAGGCUCCUGCUCCAGCACCUCGGACUCCAUCACCACAACCACCUGGAACAUCGGCCGCGAUUCAGAGCAUGCCCCCCCGUGGGGUGAAUCCUCUCCUGAUGACUAUCGCUAUGGUAACCAGGUUUACACAGAUCCACGGGAACGAGAGCGGGAGCAGCAUGACAUGAACAAGAGACUUCUGGACCCAGCCAACAUUUUACAGUUUGAUGACUUUAAGAAGUGUUACGGCGAGAUCCUUCAUCGUUGGGGCCUGCGAGAGAAAAGGGCUGAUGUGCUCAAGUUUGCCUCCUGCCCUCCUGAACCUCACAAGGGCAUAGAGUUUGGACUGUACUGCUGCCACUGCCAUAGUCAGGCCCGGGGCACCCAGUGUGCUGUGUGUAAGCGGCUGACUUUCCAGUGUGCCAUCUGCCACGUGGCCGUGCGUGGCUCCUCCAACUUCUGCCUCAGUUGUGGCCACGGAGGACACACCAGCCACAUGAUGGACUGGUUCCGCUGCCAGGACGAAUGUCCCGCCGGUUGCGGUUGCCAGUGUCUUCUGCAGAGCACCUUCUGAAUCUUUGGGGCUGCGUGGACAUAGGAGACACAUGGACCUCCCUCUCUGUCAUACACACACACCAAACAGAAAUUCUGAAAGAUUACUGAUCUGUGAAAACUAACAUGGUCCAAAGAGGAUGGAAGUGUGGUCAGUAAAGAGCCAUACCAGUGAUUUUCAAUGUUUGGCUCAUUUACUGCAAUUCAGUUCUACAACUCUAUUCAGCAUAUCAGUGGAGAGUCACACUACAGAAAUUAUAUGCCUUAGCAGCCACUCAUAAACCUCAGAGCUCCUCUGGCCUCGGUCUGUCUUCCUCAUUUUAAAGGACCAUACCAGUAAUUUUGAAUGUUUGUCCCUUUAACUACAAUUCCUCUUCAUUUUACAUUGCAACAAAUCAUUCUCCAAAUCAUGCAACAGAACUAAAGAUUUCACAACAUAUAAUCAAAAUCCUUUAUCAAUUUUUUUUUUUUUUUUUUUUUUUGAAUUUUUGGUUGAAACACCUACCUUAUAAUGUUGUGCUUCUGCAGCUAACAAAGAUGUAAAGCAAACAUUUCCUUGGGGAUGGACUUGAAGUGCUCCAAUCUAACGCCAUGAUCCGCAUUAAGCACCAAGCUGAACAUGAUUCAGUUUUGGUUGCACCACACAUCAGCAUCAAAGACCUAAAUUGUGGGAAGUCACCAGCCUCCCACAGUUUCCCAGUGAGAAAGUGAAACUUCAGCUAUAUCCUCUGUUUCAGAAUGGGCUCCUUAUUGUCUUAUCAUUUUUUUUUUAUUUUCAGUGUUAUUCUCUUUGUUGGUUGAGGUUACCUACAGAUGGGUGACAAACUCAGGGAAAAAUAACAUCAAGUGUCUUCAAAAGGUGCUGGACCACCAUGAGCCACCAGAGCAGCGUCACUGCUCCUUGGCACAGAUUCUCCAAAUCUCUGGAGCUCCACUGGAGGGAUGGAGCUCUGUUCUUCCAGAAGAUCUUGUUUACACAGAGGGCUGCGUGCUUAAAGCCACAAAUGCACAUUUGCGAGUUGAGUGGCAUUGAUCUACAGAGGUGCGAAAAAAGUGAUGAGUCAUCCUUCACCAUAGACAGGUUGGCGAGUGCAUGUGUGAGGUCCAUCAAGACAACACGACAGGCCUGAAUGCUGGACCCCUACAGUGAGGGGGUUCACUGGCUCUGUUAUGCUGUAGGGAGACAAGGUUCACCUCAAAUCAAUACAAAGUUAUUUUGAGUGAUCACCUUUGUCCUAUGAAGAAACAUUUCUAUCCUGAUGGGAGCGGUCUCUUCCAUGAUGAUAAUUCCCGUCAUCCACAGGGCAUAGCGCUCACUGAAUGAUUUGAUGAGGAUGAAAAUGAUAGAAAUCAUGUACUGUGGUCUUCACAGCCACAUCUCAAUCCAGCUGAACACCUUUGGGAGAUUCUGGAGUGCUGUGCUAGACAGCGCCAAAUGAGGGAACAUCUUUUUUGGGAAGAAUAGAGCUCCAUCCUUCCAGAAAAGUUCCAGAGAUUUGAAGAGUCUUUGCCAAGGAGCAGUGAAGCUGUUCAACAUUUUACUAAGACACCUCAUGUUGCUUUUUCCAUCGUCACCUGUCUGUAGCUAAUACCAGAUAGAUACAUGCUUACUAACCAGAAUGAAGUAACUCUCUUUGACCUCUUACUUUUGGUGUCACUAGCAUGGCCCACAUCUGGACAUGAGGAAAAGAAAAGCCUUCUGUCUGAUCCUGGCCUCAGUGUGCAAUGUGAGAAGCUGUGUGUUUCAGUUCUGAAUUGUCAGAGCUGCGAUAUGUAACUUUCCCUCUUGAGGCACUUAACCCCGACCUCCUCCCUCCGCACACUGACCCCUGUCAGUCAUCUUGAUGAAGUGUCGUUUAGCCUGAGGCCUAUAUGAAGUCACUAAAGACCUUGAAGCAGUUGAAGCUCAUCUGCAAUAACACAAGUAAAGCUGUUUUUCUUUUAAUUUUUCUUUAAUUUAUUUAUUUAGCCUCAGUGUUCUUCUGCUCUCCUCCAUUGUUGUCGUUGCUGUGAUUUCCUGACGUGUGGCUCGCCACACCCAUAAGCCACCCACCACAAAUGGUGAACACUCAAAACAUCUUGACAUCAACCUUGAUCAUAUUUUUCUGGCCUUUUUGAGGUCUAAAUGACUGAUAGAGAUAUGAAAGUUUUAGACUUGGUCAAGUAUUGUGCUAGAUCGCUUUAGACAGCCCCCGCAAAAUGGGCUGCAGUGUAAUCUCAUAGAGCAAGAAUGCCCAUCAAAUUACGUCUACUGACAGUGCUUGUUUUUGCCACUGCAAGGCUCUGACAGGUUGUUAGUAUCAUCAUUAUCAGUCAUUUGGGUCCCAAAGGAGUAGAAACAGGGCCCAGGUUGAAAAAUACCAGAAUUAGCCUUUAAAAAGCUAUUGUCCGGGACCAAGCAAUUUAGACCUGAACAUACAAAUCUAUAAUGCUAUGCGAUUUUCAUGUCAGAGAAGUUGAACAAUGUAGCUUUAAUUUUACUUGAAGUAACGGAGAGUAGGAGACGCUGAAGUACAGUUCUCUCACCUGCAAGAAUAUCUGUGUCCACCUCCAGGGGACAACAUGGAGUGUUAAACCCGGGCUAAACAGAAUCAAAUGAAUAGCAGUCAAUGGGACUUUAAUAGAAAAUCAGUAUUCUAAACUAUAAUUACAAUUGUCACGUCAUGUUAUAGUUAUGCCUUUGUUAUAAAUAUUGGGCCGUGUAACAAUGACCAAUACGCCAGGUACUGGUAAAUAUGUGGAAUCAAAUUUAGUGAUCAUUUUGUAGCGUUUAGCCCCACUGGCUGACAUUUAUUCUCAACUGUUUAGCAAGUGUUCAGCACUGCCCCCGAUGGCCAAACAACUGUAUUGCACGCUUUUUUCUGUGUCUCAGCAGCGUAGGGCCGUUGCUCAGCUUUCUCUAUAGGCUUUGAUUCAUCUUUCACACAAGAGACACUCGAUAUGUCCAAUAGCCUUACACGAUGUAGUGCUGGAGACAAGUGCUAAAGCAAUUACAGGGCUAUGUUUUUGAAUGUGAAAACACUGUACUAUAAUCAUUUGAAAUCAGUAGGGAGAACUUCUCUCUCUGAAUUUGUGAUAUGUAGAAAAUAGUUACUGUAUGAAUAGUCUACAACUGUGCCACUGGUAAAACAAUAAUAAUAAUAAUAUUAAAUGAUGUCAAAGACUGAAUUUUCAAUGAACUUGUGAACUUCUGUAAAAGUAUAGAGGUUAGAAGUGCCA
Myripristis murdjan (pinecone soldierfish) is the source of this 6227-nucleotide messenger RNA. RefSeq names its product WD repeat domain 59 (gene wdr59). Gene Ontology annotation, cellular component: vacuolar membrane; Seh1-associated complex. The coding region runs from base 43 to 3030 and encodes 995 amino acids. NCBI's taxonomy places the organism in Eukaryota, Metazoa, Chordata, Actinopteri, Holocentriformes, Holocentridae. Gene Ontology annotation, biological process: cellular response to amino acid starvation; positive regulation of TORC1 signaling. The transcript has 27 exons. The record is from RefSeq and is a predicted model, not a curated record. Gene Ontology annotation, molecular function: signaling adaptor activity; protein binding.